Molecule: messenger RNA, 1067 nt
Organism: Crotalus tigris (Tiger rattlesnake)
Lineage: Eukaryota; Metazoa; Chordata; Lepidosauria; Squamata; Viperidae
Product: protein FAM89A-like
Exons: 2
Coding region: 115-561 (148 amino acids)
Source: RefSeq, a predicted model, not a curated record
GAUCCGAUCAGAAAGAGGCUUUUCUCAAUGCAGGCUGGAGAAGAGGCGGCGCGACGUUGUUUUGUCGCCGCGGAUUAACUCGGCUGACUUAGAGGCGACGUCCCUCCGAGCACCAUGAGCGCGUCGGGGCUGCCUUGGAGCAUCGACAGCGGCGGGUCGGGGCUGCCUCCGCUGCCCAAGAGCCUGAGCGGCUUACUGAAUUCUUCUUCCAGCGGAGGCGCCCCUGGCGGAGCCGGAGGGCGCUGGAGAGACCUGGAGCGGCUCUACGCGCAGAAGUCUCGCAUUCAGGACGAGCUGAGCCGGAGAGGUAGCCGUGGCGGCGGCGGAGCGGGGCGAGGAUCUCCUCGCCCACCGAAGCCCCCUAACCUCGACGCCGCCUUGGCCCUGCUCCGUAAAGAGAUGGUUGGCCUCCGGCAGCUGGAUAUGUCAUUACUGUGUCAACUCUACUCUCUUUAUGAGUCAAUUCAGGAAUAUAAAGGUGCCUGCCAAGCAGUAUCAAGUGCAGACUGUGCAUAUGCCCUGGAAAAUGGCUUUUUUGAUGAGGAAGAGGAAUUUUUUUAGAAUGAAUAUUUCUUAGGAAAUCCUUUUUUUUUGUUUGUUUUUUUGGAGUGCAAUGGAGUUGGCAGUUAAGAGAUGAGCGGUGUUUAAUUGGAACAAAGUACAUUCUUCCUUCUGCUCAAGAAGAAUUGCUCCAUUUAUUUCCGGCAUGCUGUUUAACCCAAGUUACACAUUAUGUAAAUCCUGCUCUAGGAAAGUAAUGUGCAAUGAAUGUUGAAGCCUCCCGAAGCAUUCCUGACAGGUUAUGUCAGUGUAAUUUGUGUACGGGGUGUUUCUAGAUGGCAGAUGUUGACAGCUAUCUUUGUAUAAACAGAAGCCUGGCAUUGUACACCUCAUCUCAAAUAUUCUGACAUGUAAGAUGUAGUUAUAUAGUUUGUAUGUUUGUAAUCACUGAAUAGAUCUCUCCAUAAACAACACCUUUUUAAAGCCUCUGAUCUGUGGGAUUGGAAUUCUACCUGUUUUAUACCAUAAAGCAGUGUUUCCCAAACUUGACAAUUUUAAGGCAUGAG